CAUGUCAAAAAUUCAUGUCAUUUACAGUCACAUCAUUUUACUCAGUGAAAUGGUAAAACGAGUUGAAUUUGUGAAAUUAUAAGGACGAGGUGUUUUCGGGCAUGUGUGCCAUAUAUGAACGGACGAUUGUGGUAAUGAAAAUAAUCUGGAUAAUGAAUUAGUGGACAAUAAAACGCGAGUGUACAAUGGUGGUCGAAACCUGAAAGGAAAAUCGACUAUUUUCGCAUUUUCCCUCUGAAUUUUCGUUGAGUGCGGUCUGUACAAUACAUCUUGUUUUGUUUUACAUUCCGGAGAUAAUGUGACCGUAUUAUAUCUGGUGUGUUUUGUGGUUAACGUGUUGUCUAUUUCGGACAGCGAUUUGAAUCUAAAUAUAUCGGGGGUGAUUACAGAUUCCGUGUUAAUGAAUUACUUGCAUGUGAAGACGGCUAAAUUGCAUGCAUGGCGCCCGUCAUAACGAAGACUCUCCACCCGUGCCCCCCCUCCGCCCCUCUGUCCGCCAUCUUGCAAUAACUAAUAAAAAAAAAUGCACUCCGUCAACAGCCGUCCACACGCACACAUUACAAAACCGAACGUCAUAAAAAAACUAAAAAUUAAAAAGAAAAACGAGCUUACCAACAUUGAGACGUGUUCCAAUAUAUAGUUACCAACUUCAGCGCGCGAUAUCUUUGAAAAAAGUUUGUGGCUAAUGAGGCUUUAACAUUUUAGGGUGUUCAUGAGAAUUAUCUUGUUGCCUUCUAGUGGUAGUACUGUCGGUCCAAUAUACCUAAGUUAUUGAUUUCCCCCCCUUUAAUAAGUGUUUAAGUGUUAUUUAAAGAGUGAGUGAAGUGUGAUUACAUAAGCAAUGGAGACCGCAGAAGUUGAGAAGAGCAAUGGCUCUGAGGAGACUCCCCAUCUCAAUAGAAAUAGGAGCUUUAAAUCAAAACAAUUGGUGCGGAGCCAGGCAAUACGCGAGACUCAUUCACCGCCGCGCGCUCUCUCGCCAGCGCAGCCGCCUGCCCCCACACCCACCAUCAACAACGGGAUCACCACCAACAACAACACCGUCAAAACCGCGCCUAACGUUGACAAAUCCGCGCCUAACUUGUCGAACUCCGCGCACAACGUGGCCAACUCCGCGCCUAACAACGUGAAAUCCGCGCACAAUGUUGCGAACUCCGCGCCUAACUUAGCGAACUCCGUGCAUAAAGUAGCGAACUCCGCGCCUACCGUGGCUAACUCCGUACCUAAAGUCAUUAAAACGAAUACCGUUACCGUAUCCGACUCUAACGAGGUCAAUGAUGAUAGAACUGUGAGCGUCAGUGAUGACUCUAGUCAUGUUAGUGUUAGGUCUAGUGAUGUUAACAGUAGUGCUGUGAAAGUUACAGAUAAUAAUAAUGAUGAAUAUAAAAGGAAACAGCCGGUCGAGAUUCAGAUAACGUCUGGCGGGUGGGACGACUCCAGUCACGACCGCUCGCGCGCCCGCCGCUGGCACUCGGACGCGCACCGCGACCUGCUCUCCAACAACCCUCGAGUCUGCUGUGUCUGCGGCUCCUGCUCCGCCUGUGUACACUGCAGAGGGUCCUCCAGGGGUCGCCGCCGUCGCCACUACUGCGCGCACAAGCAGGACUCCGGUAUCGUGUGCCCCGACGACUGCCCGGACUACUCCGACAAUGAAACAGGCGGUCACAACAACAACAAUAUAAGAAAAUCGAGCAGUCUCGAUGUGGACGAUUCCGUUUACUGUAGAUGUCCGGAUCGCAAAGAGAGAUCAAAGAACGUACCGUUAAGUAGAUACGACUCAGACGAACGCAACGAGCCGACAGGUCCCGAGCUGGUGGCAUUUAUCAAGGACACGCUGAAUAAAAACGUGCGCGAUCGCAUGGCGCUGCUGAAGAUCGAGCGAGAACUGCACGCGCUCGUCAACGAUACCGGCCGUUGCAUCGUCCGCUUCCCGGUAAUGACGUCAUACGGGCGCAUGCUGGUCCACCGUUGCGCGGCGCUGUUCCAGCUGUCGCACCACCUCGACCACUCCAACAAGACCUGCGUGCUCGUCUCCAAGAGCGGCACGUGUGGAGGCCGUAUCCCCUGCACCAGCUUCAAGGAGUGGUGCACGGCCAGCUUCCCGCCCUCCCCGCAGCGGCCGCAGCCGGACCCGCCGCACGCCAAGUCGAUCCUGAAGCGCGCGUCGCUCCCGCUGGACGCGGCGGGCGGCGGCGCGGGCGCGGCCGCGCGCAGCCGCUCGCUGGAGCAGCGCGAGAGGGACUACGAGAGGGUGCGACGGAGGAUCUUCUCCUCGCAAGAAGAGGCGCAGUGGCCCUGGCUGGCAUCCGGACCUAUAAAACUGCUGACCCCAGAAGGAGGCAGGAACAGACUGCUCAAGGUGCAGUCCCUAGAGGGCGCCCCUCCGGGGUCCCGCGGGGGCUGGCGCGGGGGCCGCGGUCCCGUGUCCAAGAGCCACAGCUUCGGGGGCUACGCAGCCGCUGAGCCGCAACACGCGCCCAGACUGCUGAGUCGACAAGGUGACCUGGCCUCCAGCAGCUGGCGCCUGUCGCCCUCCAGUUCGGGCUACAAGACCCUCAGCCUCAGGAGCACAGACUCCAUCACACCCUCGCCGACAGGCGGCGCGAGCCCCGAGCCGGGCGAGGCCGUGGUGUGGGCCGUCACGGACAUGGCGGCCGUCCCGCCCGGCGCGCUCGUCAUACACCCGCAGACGGGCCGGCCGCUGACCAACCCGGACGGCUCGGUGUACACGUUCGACCCCGCCAACCCGCCCGUACUCUACGACACCAGCGUCCUUACUGACCAGCAGAAAUUGGAUCCGAAUAACGAGAAACGUCGCGGUAGACUCGAGAAACAGCACUCGUUCAUUGACAACGAGUGCGGGUGCGGGUCGCGCGAGGAGUGUCGCGGCGCGUGCUGCUGCGAGUGUCGGCGGCGGGACCACGACCAGGCGGAAGCCACAACAGUCCAAGCGAGUCCCACUCACGUUGAGCCCAACAAACAACAACCACAAGAAACUCCCAUACAAUACGAAAUCAAGCAAGAGCCAGAAGAAACAGUCGCAGACACAUACCCAACCAAUGAGGAACCUCCAUACGAGGAACCGGCCAAUCAGAAGCCAGAAUACGAGCAAACAGCCAAUCAGCGCCAAGAAUACGAAAUACCAGCCAACAUACCGACCAAUAACAACACAGCUAGACCUUACGAACAGCCCAGCUAUGAACAAGCUGAACAAGUCACUUACCAACAAUAUGAAAGCUACGAUCCGACCAAUCACAAGCCGUCUGAAGCCGUACGUUAUGAACCGGCCAAUCAGAUCGCUUUAAAUAAUAAUAUGCACAACAGAGCUGUCAAAAUGACCAAUCAGGAUGGAGUUGAAGUUCACUAUCAACAGUACGUGCAGCAGGGGUAUAGGACUGAUGAUAUGACGUCCCCCCCUCAGCUGGUGAACCAGUUCGUGAGCCAGGAGUUGAACAUGCAGCUGCUGAGCCAGGCCAAGCUCACGCCGCUGCCGCUGCCCGACCCCAACAUGC
Molecule: messenger RNA, 3512 nt
Organism: Trichoplusia ni (cabbage looper)
Lineage: Eukaryota; Metazoa; Arthropoda; Insecta; Lepidoptera; Noctuidae
Gene: enc
Product: cAMP-regulated phosphoprotein 21
Molecular function (GO): nucleic acid binding
Source: RefSeq, a predicted model, not a curated record